Molecule: messenger RNA, 3069 nt
Organism: Trichosurus vulpecula (common brushtail)
Lineage: Eukaryota; Metazoa; Chordata; Mammalia; Diprotodontia; Phalangeridae
Product: collagen alpha-2(VI) chain-like
Source: RefSeq, a predicted model, not a curated record
AUGGUGGUGGCCGUGAGGGUGGUGGCCAUGAGGGUGGUGGCCGUGAGGGUGGUGUCCAUGACAGUGGUGGCCAUGAGGGUGGUGGCCAUGAUGGGGAGCAAGGACCUGGAGCUGAGGCUGCCAGAGGGCAGCCCUGGGGGCUCCCCAUUCCAACCCCAAAGAGCUACAGGGAGCCCCCUGAAGGAGGGGGCUGACCCUCCUGCCUCUGGCCCCAGCCACAGUCUACACCCUAAGGCCAAGCAGAGAGUUGGAAGGGGUCAGGUAAAAAUGGAGCCCCAGGACAAAGCUGGGGAGCUAGCCAUCACCAAGCAGCCAAUGAACAAACCCAAACACAGAUGGAGUGCCAGGAUGGAAGAAAGCCUGGACAGGAGGCAGGAUGGAGUGUUCUUCAAAGGCAGCACCAUGGACAGAGCCAGCAACUGCCCAGAGAAAACAGACUGCCCCAUCAAUGUGAACUUUGUCCUGGACACCUCGGAGAUCGUGACCAUGCAGUCUCCCAUAGGCAGCCUGUUGAGCCAAAUGCAGCAGUUCCUUCUCCAGUUCACUAGAGAGCUGAAGAACCAGCACUACCGUGACCAGGUAGCCAUCUGCUGGAACUAUGGAGGCCUGAACUUCUCUGAUGAGGUGGAAAUCUUCAGCCCCUGGCUCCAGAAAAUCAGGUCCUUCCACCGAGGCACCUUCACAGACUGCACCAUCAUCAAUAUGACCCAGGAAAUCAUGAGAAAUCCCAGCAAGGGCACGAACUUUGCCAUAUUAAUCACUGACAGGCACGUGACUGGGAGCCCAUGCGGCAGCAUCAAGAUGCAGGCUGAAAGAGCCCGGGACAUGGGCAUCAAGCUCUUCUCGGUGGCCCUCAACCAGAACAAGAAUGAACACGGGCUUCGAGAAAUCGCCAACCUCCCCCAUGAGCUCUACCAAAACAACUACCUCACCAUCAGAGAGGACUCAUCUAUUGACCAGGACACCAUUGACAGGAUCAUCAAGGUCAUGAAACACGAAGCAUAUUCAGAGUGCUACAAGGUGAGCUGCCUGCAGAUCCAAGGUCCUUCUGGUCCCAAGGGUUAUCGAGGACAGAAGGGUGUCAAGGGGAACAUGGGUGAGCCAGGCGAACCUGGGCAGAAAGGAUGGCAGGGAGACCAAGGCAUUGAGGGCCCCAUUGGCUUCCCCAGACCCAAGGGUGUCCCUGGUUUGAAAGGCAAGAAGGGUGAAUAUGGCGGAGACAGAAGAAGGGGAGCUGCUGGGCUGGCAGGCAAGAAUGGGACAGAUAGACAGAAGGGGAAGCGGGGACGCAUUGGACCCCCUGGCUGCAAAGGGGACCCUGGUGACAGAGGUGGAAGAGGGGACUUUGGCAUUAAAGGAGCCCCAGGAAGAAAAGGAGAGAAAGGAAAGCCGGGAGAUUCUGCACGCCCAGGACACCGAGGACCGUCAGGACUGGAUGGAGAGAAAGGAAAUCCAGUUUACAAAGGCAACACUGAAGUCCCUGGAAGCCCAGGCCUAAAGGGAGCCAAGGGAGGACCAGAAACCAGAGGACCCCGGGGAGAACAGGGCCAUUGAGGAGAUCCCGGGGCCAAAGGUGGCCCAGGAAAUGAUGGGCCAAAGGGAGAAAAGGGAGACCCUGGCCCCGAAGGACCCAGAGGCCUGGCAGGAGAAAUUGGGAACAAAGGAGCCAAGGGUGACCGUGGCUUGCCUGGGCCCAGAGGACCUCAGGGCAACCUUGGAGAGCCAGGAAAGCAGCCUCCGCCAGCUGCCUCACCUCACAGGAGGGCACCCCAACCAUGGCCAUUUAGCUUUACCCCCAACAGCAGGGACUGUGUGAAGCACUGUGGAGCUCUGGACUUCGUGCUUGUCAUUGACAGCUGUGAGAGCACUGGCUACACCAAUUUCUCACUGGAGAAAAAUUUUGUCAUCAGUGUGGUCAACAGGCUUGGUUUCAUCACCAAGGAUCCCAAUUCAGACAUAAGGACUCGCAUCGGUGUGGUUCAGUACAGCCAUGACGGGACCUUUGAGGCCAUUAAGCUGGACGAUGAGCGGAUUACCAGCCUUUCCCAAUUCAAGGAGGAGGUGAAAAAGUUAGAGUGGAUCGCGGGGGGCACCUGGACACCCUCAGCCCUGAAUUACACCUACAACGCACUCAUCAAGGGCAGCAGGCGGAAGAGGACAAAGGUGUUCGCGGUCGUCAUCACAGAUGGACACCACGAUCCCCGCGAUGACGAGCAGUCCCUGACAGCCUUGUGUAACACGGUUGAGAACGUCGUGGUCACGGCCAUUGGCAUCGGGGACAUGUUCAACGAGCAGCACGAGAGCGAGAGCCUGAGGUCGAUCGCCUGCAACCAGAAGGGCCAAGUCCGCAACAUGACCUUGUUCUCCGACUUGGUGGCUGAAAAGUUCAUCGACGAGAUGGAAGUUUUCCUCUGCCCAGAUCCACAGAUUGUCUGCCCCGACCUUCCCUGCCAAACAGAACUGUACGUAGCCCAGUGUACCCAACGGCCUGUUGAUAUUGUCUUCCUGCUGGACAGCUCAGAGAGGAUCGGGGAGCACAACUUCCACAAGGCCCACUGCUUUGUGGUGGAGGUGGCACGGAGGCUGACCCUAGCCUGGCGACACAACAACCCCAUGAAUGCCCGAGUGGCCCUCCACCAGUAAGGACACGCGAGGGAGUAGGAGGUCAUCUUCCCGCUCACCAACCUGACGGUGAUCCACAAUGCCCUCAGCAACAUCCGAUACCUCAACUCCUUCUCCCACAGUGGCACCGGCAUCAUACAUGCCAUCAAUAACAUCAUCGUGGACCAGCAGGCGGGCCACCGUAACGCUGAGCUCUCCUUUGUCUUCAUCACCAACGGCAUCACAGGCGAGAUGAGCCUGAAUGAGUCACUCCACUCCAUGAGGAAGCAGGAUGUCGUGCCCACCGUGCUGGCCCUGGGGAAUGACGUCGACAUGGACCUUCUCAUGAAGAUCAGCCUGGGGGAUCGCUCCGCCAUCUUCCAAGAGAAGGACUACGACAGCCUGUCCCAGCCCAGCUUCUUCGAUAGGUUCAUUAGAUGGAUCUGCUAGCUCUCACCCAAAGUUUCA